Molecule: messenger RNA, 1335 nt
Organism: Anopheles stephensi (Asian malaria mosquito)
Lineage: Eukaryota; Metazoa; Arthropoda; Insecta; Diptera; Culicidae
Gene: eIF6
Product: eukaryotic translation initiation factor 6
Exons: 3
Coding region: 162-899 (245 amino acids)
Biological process (GO): assembly of large subunit precursor of preribosome; maturation of 5.8S rRNA; ribosomal subunit export from nucleus
Cellular component (GO): cytosol; nucleolus; preribosome, large subunit precursor
Molecular function (GO): ribosomal large subunit binding
Source: RefSeq, a predicted model, not a curated record
AAUUGUUGUAAACAUUGAAAUCAUUGCACGCUCCGGCAGCGCAAAGCACGGAUUAGUGAAUUGGUUCAAAAGUUAUCGUGUUUUUUGGCCUAAAAGUGUAACUAUUUCGUAUAAACGAUUUCCUCAACAAGUAAGGAAAACAAUACACACCAAGAACAAUCAUGGCUUUGCGUGCCGAGUUUGAGAAUAAUGACGAUAUUGGUGUGUUCAGUAAACUUACCAACUCAUACUGCCUGGUUGCAAUCGGUGGUUCAGAGGCGUUCUACAGUGUGUUCGAGUCGGAGCUCGCAGACGUUAUUCCAGUGGUACACACCAGUAUAGCCGGAUGUAGAAUAAUCGGUCGGCUUUCGGUCGGAAACAAGAAUGGACUGAUCGUUCCCAACAGCACGACCGAUGUGGAACUGCAACACUUGCGCAAUUCUCUACCGGACGCCGUCAAAAUACAUCGCGUCGAGGAAAGGCUGUCGGCGCUCGGGAAUGUGAUUGCUUGCAAUGACUAUGUGGCGCUGGUACAUCCCGACAUCGACCGCGAGACGGAAGAAAUCAUUGUCGAUACGCUGGGCGUCGAAGUGUACCGGCAGACGGUGGCGAACAACGUGCUCGUCGGGGCGUACUCCGUGCUAAGCAAUCAAGGUGGACUGGUGCAUCCGAAAACGCCCAGCCAGGAUUUGGACGAGUUGGCCUCGCUGCUACAGAUUCCACUGGUAGCCGGCACGGUGAACCGUGGUUGUGAGGUGCUUGCCGCCGGUAUGGUAGUGAACGAUUGGUGUGCGUUCUGUGGUACGAGCACGACCUCCACCGAACUGUCAGUGGUGGAAAGCGUAUUCAAGUUGAACGAAGCACAGCCAUCCAAUGUCACCAGUAACCUCCGAGCAUCCCUCAUCGAAGCCAUGUCGUAAAACCUCAGCGGCUGGAUUUUUGUUAGGCAGAAAACGGCGAAAACGGUUUGUUAAACGUGAGUGUACAAGGGACUUUGUGCUCGUAACUGGGAAGGCAAAAACAUUCUAACGAUGAACGUAACUGGGUGUAAAGGAUUGUACAAACCCAUCUAACACAAAUGGGCGUGGUGUGUGUAUGGUUCUGAGAUACAAUAUAACUGUGUAUUGUUAAUGUCACAACAAUUGUCCCGUAAAUGCUCAAAUUAUUUGCUACCCUUACCUUACUUCCAUAAUUCAGCCCUUUCGGAUACUACAAGAGAAGUACUGUGGGAUUUGGAAAAAAAAACCCAAUCGCUUAUAUGUAUAUUCUUUUAUUUUGAAAAUCUUUUUCUUUAUAUAUAUACCGAACAAUUAGUUAUAUGAAAAUACAUCUGAUACGUGUGACUCAACUUCAAAA